AUGUCUUGGGAUUCAGGGUUUAGGCGAGCACAAGGCAAUUUUGACCCCAGAAAUCCGGCGCUGAGCGUGUACUUAAUUUGCUUCCUGAUGAACUUCUUUAGAGGCCGCAAGCGGCUGUCUUUGAAGGAGCAGCACGCGGUGGCUCUUUGCGGGCUGAGGGGUACAGUCGCCUUUGCGCUGGCGGAAAGGGCUCAGCAUGACUUUGGGGGCCGAGAGGGACAGGCCAUCCUGACGUUCACUUUAGUAGUGUGUCUGUCGUCAGUGCUUCUGUUGACGCCGGCGCUGUUGUUCGCGCUGCGGCCUCUGGGGGUUUUCGCGGACGACUUUGAAGAAGCUGACGGAGCUGCUGCUGCUGGGGAGCUGCCGCUGCACAGCAGCAGCAGCAGCAGCAGCAGCAGCAGCAGCAGCAGCAGCGGGCCAGCAGAGCUGACCAACCAGCAGCAGCAGCAGCAGCAGAGGAGCGUCUGGUGUAAAAACAACUGCUGCGAAUACCUGCGGCGACGGCUGCGUCUGCUGGAUCGAAACUACCUGACGCCCUUUUUCGCAAGUCCCUUGAGACCUCGUGGGCGGCCGGGAGAAGCAGCAGUUGAGCUGCAGCAGCUAACUGCAGAAGAGAAGCAGCAGCAGCAACAGCAGCAGCAGCAACAGCAGCAGCAGCAACAGCAGCAACAGCAGCAGCAGCAGCAGUUGCCGCUGCAGCGACGACGGGGCCAUGAGGUGUAUCUACAUCUUCCGCAAGCCACAGAAGCUGAGGGGCCUCUUGCUGCUGAAGAUUUGGCUAUUGGCGAGCCGCUGCAGCAGCAGAAGUCUCUGCCGCCGCAGCAGCAACAUGAACAAGAGCAGCAGCAGCAGCAGCAGCAGCAGCAGCAGCAGCAGCAGCAGCGCUCCGCUCUGUUCGAGCGGUUGGAAACGAAGCAACAGAUGUAG
Molecule: messenger RNA, 927 nt
Organism: Eimeria necatrix
Lineage: Eukaryota; Apicomplexa; Conoidasida; Eucoccidiorida; Eimeriidae
Product: sodium/hydrogen exchanger, putative
Exons: 6
Coding region: 1-927 (308 amino acids)
Biological process (GO): proton transmembrane transport
Cellular component (GO): membrane
Molecular function (GO): sodium:proton antiporter activity
Source: RefSeq, a predicted model, not a curated record